AGUGAAACGGUGUCGUUUUCUUGUAUAGUACCCUCUUCAUAUGAAAAAGAGGUUUUACUUUAAGGACUAAAAAAUAAGUGUCAGAAAUAAGAAGAAAUGUUAUCCAGAGAAGAAUUGAUUCAUCUUUUUGAUAGAUUCUCUACUCUUACCUCCCAGCCUGAUGUCAAGAAACGGAUUGCAGAUGCUGUCAAAGAUAAUCAGGAAGCUGUAGCUGUGACUACUGCUAUCCAGGAGGAAAUACUUAAGGAGAUGGGAGUUGAUCCAUCUUACGGUCUUGCUUGCUUGGGGAAAGUUAACGCGGAAUAUGAAAAUGACCAGGAUUUAAUGGUUCGCUUCUAUGGAUUUGUAGCAAGGGAAGAGAUAGCAUGUGAAGAAGCAGAGCUUGGACCGGAUGAAUAUUCCGAGAGAUUGCAAAUGCAACAAAAAUUACACGAACAGCAACUGGAAAUGUUAAAACACAUGCGUAAUUAUGGCGUAGAUGACCAGUCUGCUAUCUUAGAGAAGAUACGGCAGCAGAUGGAGAAAGAAGAUUUUGAAAGCGAAUCAUCGUUGUUGUCUGUGGCCGAAAUCCAGGACAUUAUUUCGAAUAGAUCAUAGAGGCCUUGUAUUAACUCAGUUGUUCGAAAGCAGUAGCCUGAAUCCCUAAUCAAUAACUGGUGCAAGACAACUUCAUUUGUAUUACGUGUAACCCUAUCUUCAAACUUAACAGUUUACAUUACUGUAUAAACUUUUGAUUCUAAUUCAUUUUUCUUUUAUCUCU
Molecule: messenger RNA, 760 nt
Organism: Erigeron canadensis
Lineage: Eukaryota; Viridiplantae; Streptophyta; Magnoliopsida; Asterales; Asteraceae
Exons: 7
Coding region: 97-597 (166 amino acids)
Source: RefSeq, a predicted model, not a curated record